This is a messenger RNA of Cadophora gregata, 2745 nucleotides long. RefSeq lists its product as uncharacterized. Bases 665 to 2383 code for a protein of 572 amino acids. The record is from RefSeq and is a predicted model, not a curated record. Gene Ontology annotation, cellular component: mitochondrion. The transcript has 4 exons. Lineage: Eukaryota; Fungi; Ascomycota; Leotiomycetes; Helotiales; Ploettnerulaceae.
CGGGUGUGUGUUUUCAGGAAUAACUGGUGAUCAAAUACACUCGCUAUUUCGCACUGGCAUUCGAAAUCUCAUGUUGUCCAGAACCUCUAUUAUGAAUUGACACUGCGACAUCUUUACUCAUAGGAUCGAAUGUGCUCGGAGGUUAUUGUCACGAAUUUCAUGUGAUUGAUAAAAAGUUAUGGACAGACCUGGGGAAAGCAUCACAAGUGGCCAAGGACGAAUAAAGAGAAAACGAGUAAAGCACCUCAAGAAUAUUCACAUCAGGAGACGCUGUGCAGUACGAAUCUGUAGGAUCAGCAGCAUUACCAUAUUUCCGUCCUAUAGUCGUUUAAUAUGGCUUCAGAACUGACCUGUGAGCAGGCUGAACAGCGAGUGAAGGGAGGUGAGCCGAAGAUGAGCCGAAGGUGAUCCGCCUGCGACUGACGCCGGCUAAAAUUAGCGACGUCCCGAACUUCGCAUUUCAACUUCAACGUAUGUAAACACAAACCAAUCUGACAAGCACUCAUUCGACUCCAGUCUGCAACAAGUCGUUCAAAUCCACACAAACUAGCAUUCCUUCGACACUUGCGGCAUUUCCCGUGUCUUCCAUAAAGCUAGGAUGAGAAGUCCUGUCAUUCAUUAUUUUUCUACUCCUUACUAGCCGGCAUCCUACUUUCUUGUAGCUAUGUUAGGACGACUCCGACGAACUUAUCAACCUGCACUCACAAGCCAAACCACACUGCCCAUGCUUACAGCAGCAGUCAGCAGUAGAGCUCUUCACACAACCUUUGGUGGAGAGACUGAAGAAUAUCUGCAAGACUCGACUGACCCUUACCUUUAUACCACUGGCCGCUGGCUGAGUCGCGAUAAGUUGCAGCGUGAAGCCCGUUACGUCAAGUUCGACUUUUCCGCCUUAUGCAGGAAGGCUGUGAACACGUGUUCCGGAGCCACCAAAGUCAUUCGUUAUGAGAAGAGGGAGGGAGGAUUCAACCGGGUUUUCAUUUUGUACCUGGACAAUGGAGAGCGAGUCGUGACUAGAGUACCCUUCCGUAUUGCAGGUCCGCGAAGAUUGGUUACCAACUCCGAAGUGGCGACCAUGACUUAUGUAAGAUCGUUCACAAAGAUACCGAUUCCCAAAGUCCUCGACUGGAGCGACGAUGACAACAAUGCUAUUGGUAGCGAGUAUAUCAUAAUGGAACACGCACCUGGGGUUCGGCUACAUGAGAAAUGGCCUUCUGUGACUCCUCAUCACCACAUGCUAUGCGUCAAAAAGUUGGCCUUCAUGGUGACUGAGAUGGCAAAGCUUCCGUUUCCGGCGUACGGAAGUCUCUAUUUUGCCGACGCACCAAUUGACCCGAAAUCAAAAAUUGAAUUCGCCGAAGGUUUCUGCAUAGGACCUCAUUGUGGUCCGCAAUACUGGGACUGUAACGCUGGAGAGUCUCGGUUUUAUACCGAACGGCCUCCUAACAGAGGGCCAUGGACUGGACUACAAGCCUACUGCUCUGGCCUCAUUGAUGCCGGUUUCUCGCGAGUACCAAAGACUGGCGGCGUCGUGGACGAAUUACCUUAUCGCGGAUCUGUGCAAGAGCAUCUGCGUCUCCUGAAUAUCAGUGAGAAAGUAAAUGAGGAAUUGAUCAAAGCCCCGGUCAUUGAACGGGUGACUAGUCCAACAUUGCUUCACCCGGACCUCCAUAAAAGAAACAUUUAUGUCUCGGAGGAAGAUCCUUCCUGUAUUACCGCAAUUAUCGAUUGGCAGUCUACCAGUAUCGAACCGACAUUCUGCUACGCGAACGAGACGCCGGAUCUAGUUGAGGAUCCCGCAGCCGACGUCCCAAUCUUGGAAGAGUUAUUGUCUUCCGCAGAGGAUGAUAGUCCAAGCGCAGCAGUAACUAAGGAAACUGUGGUAAAAGAUCCAGAAGUAGAGGCUGCAAGGAAAAGACACUUGAAAGAUGUCUGGACCUGCACGCAAACCUUCGAAGUUGUGCUGAAAGGCUAUCUUCCAGAACUCCACCAUGCCAGAGCCAUGGACCAGACCCUGCUCAGGACUUUCCGCUAUUGCGACGCAUCCUGGAGAGACAGUGCGGCAGCUCUGCGGCAGGAAUUGAUCAAGCUCUCGCAACGCUGGACUGAGCUGCGGCUUCCUGGUUCUUGUCCGUACCAACCAACGCUAGAAGAGCUCGCCGAGCACGCAGAGCAGUAUGAAGAUUUCGAAAAGUUUCAGCAGUUGAAGAUGUUCCUCAAGCGCGCCCUGGACGCAGAUUCAGACGGGUGGGUCCCCGCCAAGAAUUGGGAAACAGCGAAGAAGGAUCAUAAAGUUCUUUUCGACCAGUGGAUGGAGAGUAUCAAGGAGUCUGGGGGCAGUGAAAGUUAUGCCAGAAAACUAUGGCCCUUUCAUGAGCUAUGAACAAGUAUGAUUUACAUCCCAGGCGCAACUUAAGACCCGCCAGCGAAGGCCCAACAGUCUCGAUGUAUAUGUACCUCGAGUAUUCGACGGCAUGUAAGAAUAUGUGCGCAAUAGGAUUCGUUGAAGCAUAUCUUCGAAUAAUAUCCUUCUCCACUUUUUAAUUGAGAGGAUCAUGUUAUUCUACCUUCUCCACCGUGUCAUCUCCACUUCCUCCUUCAUGCACGUCCCCGACAUUUCCACUCCACCCCUUCUAAUGCUCAAUUUCCAACUCGAUAUCCAUUGCUCAAACAUAAGACCCUGUGGCGGACGGACAUGCAUGUGACAGCUGUAAACGUUGAGCGAAAGAUUGGGGUAGGGGAAGG